UCUCAGUACCCGUACAUGUUAACUGUGACCAAGCGGCCCAGACUAGUGCGCAUGCGCCAUUCUUUCACAUGGUUUGUGUCCUUAUUCUAUCUGUGGCUGCGGGAGCGGUGGCGUUCGUCCUCGUCCUGAGACUAUGGAUAGUGCUUUGGUCUCAGAAUAUUACGCCUCGGAAGUCUCUCAGUCUUUUGGUGGUGGCUGGGUCCGGUGGGCAUACCACAGAGAUCCUGAGGCUGCUUGGAAGCUUGUCUGGUGCUUAUUCACCUAGACAUUAUGUCAUUGCUGACACUGAUAAAAUGAGUGCUGAUAAAAUUAAUUCUUUUGAACUAGAUCGAGCUGAUAGAGAUCCUAAUGCCAUGAAUAGCAAAUACUACAUUCACCGAAUUCCAAGAAGCCGUGAGGUUCAGCAGUCCUGGCUCUCCACAGUGCUCACCACCUUGCACUCUAUGUGGCUUUCCUUUCCCCUCAUUCACCGAGUAAAGCCAGAUCUGGUAUUGUGUAAUGGACCGGGAACAUGCGUUCCUAUCUGUGUAUCUGCCCUUCUCCUUGGAAUACUAGGAAUAAAGAAAGUGAUCAUAGUCUACGUUGAAAGCAUCUGCCGAGUAGAAACUCUGUCCCUCUCUGGAAAGAUUCUGAUUCAUCUCUCGGAUUACUUCAUUGUUCAAUGGCCGACUCUUAAGGAGAAGUAUCCCAAAUCUGUGUACCUUGGACGAAUUGUUUGACAAAUGGAAAGUUGUAUCUUUAGAAUUGCAGUUGAUGAUAUUUACCAUGACCUGUUUAUUGUAAAGGCUUUUGAAAGUCUUGAGAAUUGUUGAUGGUCAGAAGUUUCAAAAAUGUGCAAAUGACUCAGUGAAGAAACUGAACUUUCUCUUACAUGGGACUCAUCAAAUUUUUAUACUCCAAAUUUCUUUUCUAGAUAAAAGUGUAUAUCACCACCUGCAAGCUUUUUACUAUUUCAGUAUUUUUUAAACCUAAAUAUAGUUUGUGUGAUUAGUAACAUUUCCUAUUAAAAAAAAAAACUCCAUUGUAAAAAGAAACAGCAACAACAAAAAGAUAUUUCUUAGUUUUUGUUCAGCUACAACAGGCUUUAUUUCCUGUAUGGAAGCAGUGAUGUCCCCAGUGAAUUACUUCAGCAUAAAGGAAAUAGUUAUAUUACAUUGGCUUCAUGACAAUUUGCUUCUAGUGGCUUCCAGAACCUGGAGCAUAAACAGUGUCUUUUCAUUCUUCAGUCUUGCUUUUUGAGUAGCUUGCUUCAAUCUAUAAUAUAUUCUUAAAUUUCUACAUUGUUAAAAUGUGACAACUGUCAAGAAAAUAAAACUGUUACUAUCAGGAAUCUAAACUCUUAAACCAUUAAAAAUUUGCUUCAAUAAA
Messenger RNA from Cavia porcellus (domestic guinea pig), 1368 nucleotides. It is a transcript of the gene Alg14, whose product is annotated as ALG14 UDP-N-acetylglucosaminyltransferase subunit. Gene Ontology annotation, biological process: dolichol-linked oligosaccharide biosynthetic process. The coding region runs from base 69 to 719 and encodes 216 amino acids. Gene Ontology annotation, molecular function: N-acetylglucosaminyldiphosphodolichol N-acetylglucosaminyltransferase activity. Gene Ontology annotation, cellular component: UDP-N-acetylglucosamine transferase complex. The transcript is spliced from 4 exons. Lineage: Eukaryota; Metazoa; Chordata; Mammalia; Rodentia; Caviidae. The record is from RefSeq and is a predicted model, not a curated record.